AUGCCUUGGGCAUCGUCCUCCCGACCUGUGCAUGCAGAUCGCCUCCGCUGCGGGGCUGGACUUGAGCAGUCGCCAGUGUGGACUGACCCAGUGACCUUUCGGUUCCCCACUCCUCCGGCUAACUAUACCUAUGCUGGUCGGCUCGUAGUGACAGAGUACGCUCAUGCCGAGAUUUGGUCACCUAAUUCCACUUUUCUCGACUUCUACCCCGGCCGUGCCCCGCCCAAGUCGGAACACAACACUCCAUCGCCUCGAUACGAUGGGACGCUAGGCCGCUUCGAUCCGACAAUCUUCCCUCAGGCGUAUGACCCGGAUAUGCCUUGGCUUGCUUUUGCGCCAUACGAAUUGGGAAGCAUAAACGAUGGAUGGCCGGAGUUCUUUUCCCUCCUCUCCGAUCAAUACUGGAACGCGGGGAUCACGAAGUCACUGACCACCGCGUUGCGCUCACGCAAUCAUGACAUAGACAAACGCAUGGAUCGUGCGCGCCGUGACGACCUUGCGCUUCCCAAAGACCAGCGAAUCAUUUCCUCCCCCGACCCCCGAAUGAAGCGUUCGGGUACUCUUUGGGAGCUCCGGCCCAUCUUUCCAACAGAAGGGCAUGUUUCAGCCUUAGAAGGCAUUGUUGAUUAUCAGGAGUGCGUAGACGCGCUGCGUCGGGUGCAGGAUGGUCUUCGAUUCAAGUAUGCAUGGUGCAAAUAUGCCGAACUUCGCCUGCGCUUGCCCACUGAGACCACCUUUUCUCUCCGCAACCGAAACAUUCAGCUCUGCCCCUCACCUCGUUUUUUUGUUGGCGUCUGGCUCACCGCAGUCAGCGAGUUCGACGCUAUGCUCUUCCUAACCACCGGAUUAGCGCCCUGUUUUGUCCUCCACAUGUACAGCGAACAAGAUCAAUAUUCUUCACCCUCCUCCUCUCUGCCACUUCGUACUUUCAUUUCCGCCUCCGAACGCGAAGAAUACUUCACUCGCUCCUUUUGCAACCCUUAUGAGAGGGAGGCCCUUCAUCACGGCCUCCGCCUCCUAGAACUCACCGACCUUCCGGAUUCUGAGGUGCUCCCGGAAAGUCACCGCGGGGCUUGUAGCACCUUCAUCGACCCAUUAACGCAUCCCAAUGCUCAGGGUUAUCGUCUUGUUCCCGCCAAUCGCCGGUCAUCAACAAGCCAUUUUGCCAUCAUACGUACCGAGGAAUCCACGUUUUCAGCUCCCGCGCCUUCACGUCCCACGUCCUAUGAAGAUGUCUUCGAGUACAAAGGGCGUCGCCUUUCCAUGUCUCGCCGUUUGCGCUCGCUUCCUGCGCCAACCUUGAGCCAAGUUCAGCUGACCAAUCCAGACGGAUCUUCAUUCAUUUGGAUUCAACCCCCGCCGGUUGCGGCUCUGAAGCCCGGCCCCUGGACAAAAUGGAUUGUGGAGGAGGACGACGAUGAAUUUGAUCCUCGCAAAUGGAUAGUGCGUCAGGUAGGCAAGAAGAGUAAAUUGACAGAGGAUUACCCCUUCGUAAACUAUGAUCGUGAAAACCUCAGGGAAAUUUAUUUUCCGCACGACUUCGUAUUUACGGCGGACGAAGGCCCUAACAAUGAGGGAUACGGACGGGCUGCUCCUAGACUGCGGUACUUUCGUCCUGAGGACAAGCACCCGCUUCUCCGACAGGUACCCCCGUCCCACUGGAUGUACCCAGAUCGCAAACCUUCCUCGCCGAAGGCUGGUGCUGUCGUGGAUCCCCCAACUACGCGACAACCUGAGCCUUCUUCGCCAUGGGUUGGCGAGGAUGACGAUGACGACGACGGGUUUGGCUAUGGUCCUGCUACUGUAUAUCGAGACCCCCAGGGCCAGCUGAGGUCCGUCCAGGAUGACACCUCCGUUGUUCCGGUUGAACGCAUGUCCGAGGAUGACGCCCUGGCAGCCUAUCAUGCCGCCUUGGCCCCUAGUACCCCGCUGCCUGGCAGUAAUCUACCGAGCAUCCCCGAGCCGGGACCGCCGAUGACGUUUGCAAAAACUCCGAGCCUCGAGCAUUCUACUGAAAACUCCCUCCCACGUGAUCCUUCACCCUCGGCGUCCACUUUGGCAACAAUGGGGACGACCAAUGUUACUACCAUGCCGAUCAAGGAAGUUGUAACCAAGCAUUCAACAGAUUCGCAGAGUGAUCCCAAGCUAGGAACCCCAGCGGGUUCGUCUGAGCCUCUCCGCUUGGACAUCUCCUUGCAGGCUCUGGGCAAUCUUACGUCUGUCGCACCAGUUACGCUCGCUAGUCUACCUCCUAGUACAACCUCAGCCGGGGAUGUUGACCCCGCUUCGUCCACGACUCCUCCCAGCAAUUUUGAAUUGGUCCCACCAACGCCGGGGCCUGUUGGGCCUCCAGAUUCCUCGCCUUCCGGCUCAGCUCUCUCUCCAACAUCAGCAACUCUGACGCCCGCCCAUUCAAUUGGUAUACCGGCAAAGGAAAUCAGAAAUACUCUGAACGCCCCUCCCAGCUUGCUGCAGGUAGACGCCAAGACGAUUUGGAAACCCUCAUCUGCCACGAUGGAUGCUGAUGCAUCGUUGGUAUUGGAGCCAUCAAUUAUUAUCGCGCCUCCAUCGCCCAUUGCUCCUCAGUAUAUGGAGAGGGAUACUAGAUUUCCUUUGUUGAAUGAGGAAGACGAGGAGUCCAUCGCCAGCCUGGGACUCUCGGACAACGAGGAUGCCUGUAUGGAUUCCCUUAUGAGUAGCAUGCCUACUCAAGGUGAACAUUCGGCUUCACUAGCUCGGUCCAUCAACGAGGAAUAUUCUAUGGGACCUCUGUCGACCAGCAUGUCAACUUCAGGAGGAGAUGCCGCUUCACUAGUUCGGCCGCUCCCGUCCUCCAAGUCGGACUUGCGUACAGAUUCGUUGCAGAACUUACGUGGCAACCAAACUGGAUGUCCUCUUUCUGGUUCUCCUCCUCGUCCUUGCUCUCCUCGGUCUAGCUCCCCACUGUUAUCCCGAGCGUCGAGAUUUUCAGUUGGGAUGAGCUCCCGACGAGCCUCCUCCGGAUCACCUACGGAGUCUUCGCCCAGCUGUUCACGUCAAGAUGACCACCGACCCAGCCAUCGUAGCUUGACGUCUGUCCGUCGAUUCAGCUCGCGUUCCCCCAAUCGUCGCUCACCGUUGUCCUCUCCUCGGCGGACUAGCCAUGACCAAACCCCAUACGUCGACGCAACAUCUGCAAGGUCGUCGUUAUCAGCCUCAAGCAGUGGGAUCGCCACUGAGGAACGUGACCGGCUUCUUCCAGCGACGUUACCGUCCUCUCGCCCAUCACUGGAUGCCCAGCUAUAUUCACCCGCACCCGAACGGGGAGGUAGGGACGCGAGUCUCAACAUGGCUCCUCUGGCAGCAUCAGCGCUCCCGACCCCAGGGUCUGCAACGAAUGCGUCGGGGAUAAGAAGAACUAAGAGCCAGCGCGUUCGCCCUCCCAAACGUGUACGUCUGCUGGCCAAGUCUCUGGCUGAGGCGACUGGUGGUACAGCUAUUGGUGCUGCUGGUACCGUUGUAGCCCCUGCGGAACUUCCUUUGGAAGGUCGCCCGUCGGAUCCGACCACAGCAUCCUCCACCGGCCAGCCCGUCAGGGCUAAAUCUUUACUGGAUCGAAUGGGAUCGAGCAAGGAGGAUGUCCCGAUGGAUGUGGAUGCUACCCAUGAGGAUAUGGAGCACCGUAUGGAUGAAUCAGCAUAG
Molecule: messenger RNA, 3681 nt
Organism: Pleurotus ostreatus (oyster mushroom)
Lineage: Eukaryota; Fungi; Basidiomycota; Agaricomycetes; Agaricales; Pleurotaceae
Exons: 3
Coding region: 1-3681 (1226 amino acids)
Source: RefSeq, a predicted model, not a curated record